Messenger RNA from Brassica rapa (field mustard), 10618 nucleotides. RefSeq lists its product as uncharacterized. Lineage: Eukaryota; Viridiplantae; Streptophyta; Magnoliopsida; Brassicales; Brassicaceae. Gene Ontology annotation, molecular function: DNA binding. The record is from RefSeq and is a predicted model, not a curated record.
UAUAGAUAUAUAUAAAAAAUUCAAUUACUUUGAAAAUAUAUAUUUGUAUUGUGUAAAAUUAUGUUUUAAAAGAAAAAUAUUUCUUUUUCUAAUAUCAAGAUCAUUUGUGUGAAUUUUGUUUUUAUGAAAUCACAUUACAUACAAAUAUAUUUUUUCAUCUAAGAAGAUGUAGAUAAAAAAAGUAUUUUAUUACUUCAAAAGUAUAUUUUUUGUUACUUAAAGAUAGCUUUUAAAUGGAAUAUUGCUAUUUUGUGAACUUUCAUUUUUUUAUGAAAUCAUAUUAUAUAUACAUAUAUUUUUCGUUUUUAAAUUAUUUUAUAAACUUUAUAAAUGUUUUCUUUUUAUUUAUAUUAUUAUUUGGAAAAUUUUAAAAAGUAAAAAAUAAUAUUUAAGUGUACUUUUUUAUUUCAUUAGAGGUAUCAUAGCUAGUAAUCAACCACCGUGAGAGUUAACGUAAGUGCGACACCUAGAAAAGUGACUUCUCAAAUAAUAUUAUAGAGAUUUUCUCUUAUUCAUGUUUUCUUAACGUUAUAAAAUUAUUAUAUUACUAUAAUCUAUACAAUACUAAAAGAGAUAUAUGAGCUCCAUUGAACCUAUCCACGUAGGAUAAAAAAUUCAAGCCAAUUAGAUUGUCUUAAGAUGCCAUGUCAGCUUAGUAAAAAAAAUCUAACUUUACGUUAUUCCUUCUUCUUCUUUGACGCCUUUCCAGUGUCUCGCCAGAUCUGGGUUUCUCUCGCCAAACCUUCGGCUACCGUUCUCCCAAAAGCCUCCCCGUAACGCCUAAUUUAUGGUUACCUUACUCUCAUCUCCACUUCAAUACAUUCUCAGUUUCUCUGUUCCAAUUCUCUUUUUGAAGGCGUUCGAUUUCUCACCAAACUGAAGCUAAAAAAAAUGGGGAUUUCCCAAUUAUACAUUUCUGACUUGGAGAUUGGUCGUUUUGAGGACGUGGUGGUGACACGUCUUCUUCAAUUCUAGGAGUCGGUACUCUGAAGAAAGGAGGCGAGGUUAUUGCUUGACAAGAAGGUACUGAUAAUCUAAAUUUAUUUAUAAAAACUUGAUUUAAGGAACACUUCAUUCGGUCUGCCUAAAAUUCCCACUGUUUUCAUUUGCAAUCGACGUUGAUACAAGGUACUAUCACCGCACAUCAACUCUACAGUUUUAAAAAUCUACUGAGUGAAAGUGCUGUGUACGAGCUUAGUGUGUUCUAUGUUGCUAGAAGCAAUAAUCACUUCAAACUGUGCGCCUCUCUCCUGUCUGUAUUUGAUUUACCGAGCAUAACAGCUUUGUCGAGGUUGUCGACCCGACGGCUGAAAAAAAAUCAGGUUUUGCAAGUAUGAGCAGCUAAUGGCUCUUGCUAACACCAACGUAGAUUUGCCCGGUAUGUAUUUAAUCUUAAUCUUACAAUAUCCACUUCCAUUAUACUACCUCAAUUUCGGGUGUAUAUUACAAUUAUGUACAUUUCAGAUAUUUUUCGUCAGGAUAGGAGUAUACACACCAUCUACAAUGACGAAAACGAGUCGAUACAGCGUGUUAUGGUCACAAUCCAGCUGGACAGGUACGUAGCCCCUACGCAAGCACCAUUAAGUUUUAAGUUUUAAAAGUUUUAUUUAACUUGAUAGAUGUUUCUUACUGAUAAACCCCAUCAACCUCUGCAGGUCAACCACUGUGUGUCGUGUGUUUGAUAAGGUUGCAUGACAAGUUAGUACUCUUGGAUGUGAGACAAAAGGUCAUGAUUGCAACCAACAUAAAUCCCAAAUUAUUUGUCUGUGCAUAUGUGAUUUACAAUAACAUGAACGCAUCAGUUUUCAUGCUCUCUUAAUCUGUUUGUGCAGGUCGCUUAGUCCUAAACGUCACAUUAGGGACACAGUUCUACUUUUAUCAUGAAAGCCAAGCCACUCAGUGUUUCUUAAAAGAAUGCAGGCUCUGCAGAGCAGAGAGUGGUUCCUCUGGUAUAUCUUCCAAAAUAUGGUGGUGUUAAGAAACUUGAAUAUGUAAGACUCUCUAAACUUAAUAUCUACAUUCUGAAUUCUCCCCUACAGGUACGUUCAAUGAAUAAGGAUCACUGUUAUUAUUGCAUUUAGCUCAGUUCUCAUGUGUACUGUCACAACAUGACCAAUUUACAUGUGUUGUUAUUUGUUUGGUUGUCUCUCCUUUUUCAUACCGCGCACAAUUAACCAAUCAAAAUGUCUCUUACUUGAAAAUAAGAGACUUUUUUGCUGCAUACUUUCUGCAUUUGCUCAUUUAUCUAGGCUUCACAUUUGAAAAAAAUAUUGUCAGCAACUGUGGAGUUUCUAAUAUAGCACCACACAAGUGAUGAUAUGUCUGUAGCUGUUAAACUUUCUAUGGUCCCAAAUCCAUUGGUGAAAAGCAGUUGUUCGUAUCACACAAACGGGCCAGAUGAUGUUCCAAUUAUUGAAGGAUGUCCAGCCAGCACUGACCCAGAGCCUGCACAUACUGAUUUAGUCCUGACCUCCACCGAGACUCCCAUUAAUGAUGAAAAAGCCCCAGUUCAAAGUAAGCUCGAAAUACUGAUCACUCCAACUAUGGAGACUUGGAAUUUGCAAAAUUCAAUUCAAUUGUUUGUUUCAAAAUUUUAUGUUUUCUUCAAUAAUGUUGUAAUCCACAUACUUUUACUUAGCACCAAAGUGUUUUUAUCUACUUAUCUUUGGCACAAUACCAUUUAAAUAGUUGAGUUUGUUAUGAGCAUUAUUUAAUUUGAAUUAUUUUUAAAUUAGUGGACGUCAUCUACCUUAACCUAACAAAAUAAUCUCCUGAUGUUUUUGGGUACAUACUACAUGGCCUCAUUUAGGUUGGUAAACCCUCGCAUUGGCUGUAAUUAUUUUAGUGGGCUUAACCACUUCAGAUUGCUAAGAUAAGUUAUCGCAAUGUUUUUUUUUUUAAAAAAAAAAAGCUUAAGUCAUCGCAAUGUUUAUGCGUAGUAAAAAUUUAAUCUUUUAUUGGUUACCAAACUUAAAUCUAGAGAAAAUUAAAAAUUUAUGGAAAACCACAAUAAAAGUUGAUCACCAGACGUAAAUUUAGAGAAAAUUAAAAAAAACAUUAAUGGAAAACACAAUAAAAAUAGUUAGGGAAACAGAAACAGCAUAUAAACCAAAUACAAAAAGAAAUUUAACUACAAAUAAAUAAUAUAAUCCAAAACCACAAAUUUCAAGAAUAUAUAGUGCAAUUUCAUAAAAGUGGAUAAUAGAAUUAUUCAUAUGCGAUAUACUUUUUACAAGGUCAUUAUAACCAAGAUCAACAAAACUAAGCCCUUUCUCAAAAAAAAAACUAAACUAAAAUAAAAACAAUUAAUCUGAUAGAUUUUUUUUUUUUAAAUCAUGAAACUCAAGUUAAGUGAAAUUAAUAAGAUAUUGAUACAAAAUCAUAAUGAAAAUUUAAUAGUUAAUCAAAAUAAGAUUUUUAAAAAAUUAUAGUUAAAAAAAUGGAACAAGACUGAAAGUAAUACAAUAAAUACAAGAACAAAAAUGAAUAAAUAUCAUUUUAUAUAUAAACAAGAGCCUUUAGAUUAUUCUAUCCAAAUAAAUGGAGAAUUAUUUUUAAAAAAAGAUGUUAAGAUUUCCGAAAUUUUUUUUAACCUAAAUCCACAACUGCUAUAAAAAUAAAGUAUAGAGUUAUACAAUCCUAAACAAAGGAUAUGAUAUAAAAAAAUAUUAAUCAACUUAUUGGAAAAUAAUUUUUUUUUCCGCGCGAAACGCGGACCAACCUAGGCAAACUACAUGAACACCUUUCUCAAAAAAAAAACUACCGGAACCAAAAGGCAUCCACAAAAAUUGAUCUCUUAUUCAUGUUACGAAAAGUAUAUAUACAUGAGCUUGUGAACCUAAGGAAAUAUUCAAACGUAUCCUACCAUACAAAAUAUAAUAUCUAUGAAUAUAGGAAACAUGUAAUAACUAUAGGUAUUUACACAAUACUCCUCAAAAGAAAGCAUCCAAUUCCCCUAGAAAAUAGUAUGAUUUAGGGUUUCUAGAUUUUUAACUUUUGUUUCUACAGAAUACGAUAGUCAGUUCGACGACUAGAUUUCGCACAAAGUCAAAAACCAAGACAGAGUCAAGCUUUUACGCAAAGCCUUCUUAAAAACAGUUCGAUCAAACAAACCCUAGAAUACACUCCUCCCAUUUAAAUCUUUUCUUCGUCUUUUCAGUCCAGUCGAACAGAGAACAGAUUUUUUCUUCCUUGAAGAAAGUUAAGAUGUCUAAAUCAGAAGACAUGUGGUGGGAAUCGGGAGAGUUGAGUAAGAGGGAAAACUGAAAAGAGAAGCACUUGAAGUUGGUAAUACAUGGCCGGUUGUGUAGGAAAGUGGCAGGCAUUUUCUCCCUAGGAAACAGCCGAGAGAACGCGCACCACCCCCACCACAGACCCAACCCUAAUAUUUUACAGAACUUAUUUAGUCUAUUCAUUUCCCCACUCGACAGGAGGAGCUAGCCAAAUCGUUUUAAAGGUCUAAACAUGUUCAUAUCAUUCCUCUUAAAAUCAUAUGUUGACUGUGUAAACCAUUGAUAUUGCUAUGCUAGCUUGGUUCUUUUUUUUUAUCUAGACAUCUAACAAUAAGAGAGUAAAUACAUUUUUCACUGGUUAUUCAGAUGUUUAAUCGUGCAAACAUGUUUGCCCUUUUUUUUUUUUUGUAGUUUACUUAUAGAGAUGGAGACGAAUAGUACUGUAAGCAAUACAAAGCAAGAUAAAUCUUCUCAAGGCUCCAAUCCUCGUAGUAACCGGAAACAAGAUUUGACGUGGAACUAUGUUAGUGAAGCUGUUGAUUCAAAGGGGAAGAAAGUAACGGCAUGUAACUUCUGCGGAAAGCAAUACGCUGGAAUCAGCAGCAUGAAACAACAUUUGGCUGGUCUGAAUCAAAGUAAAACUGCAUGCAAGGAAGUUUCUUCAGAGGUUCGAGAUUCUAUCGUAAAAUCCAUGAAAGAAAAUAACAAAGAGAAGACGAAGGAGAAAAUUGUUGUGGAUCUUGAGAUGACAGACUAUGAAGUAAAGGAUGGUCAAAGUUCUCAACAAUCUUGCACUUCCCAAAGUAGAAAAAGAAAGGUUAGUAUCCACUUAACAUGUGUACCUUGGAUACAAAGUUGCACUGCUUUUGUCUAGUUAACUACAUAGUAGUACAAGUGUUAUAGUAUGUUUGGUCUUGUUUUGGUACAAGAGUGUCUCAUCAUCGUUUACUUCAACUCUCUUUAGAAUCCUCACUCUCUUUUGUUCCUCACCCUCUCACUCUCUUUCGCUCCUCACAUCACACGCAGAGAGAAGCUACACCAGGAAAAGAAAAGAUGGCUGAAUCAGCAAAGCAACACAUUGAUCGCAUUCGCAGGACUAAGUUUUCUAUCGGUGGAGACGAGAAUCCGUUGACGGAAGAUCUUCAUCAGGCUGUGAAGAAUCUCUCAGCUGAGCUCUAUGCCAAGGAUGUUCACUUCCUCAUGGAGCUUAUCCAAGUAAGCAUUCUGCUGGAUGUAGAAACCAUGUUUCUUGUAUUUUUUUUUUUUUUUGUCAAAGGAGUUAAAUGUUUCUUUGGCUUCCAGAACGCUGAGGAUAAUGAGUACCCGGAAGGUGUGGAUCCAUCUCUUGAAUUUGUGAUUACAUCUGAUGACAUCACAGCCACUGGAGCUCCAGCGACUCUCCUUAUCUUCAACAACGAGAAGGGCUUUUCAGACAAGAACAUAGAAUCCAUUUGCAGUGUUGGAAGGUCCACCAAGAAAGGCAACCGAAAACGCGGUUACAUUGGAGAGAAAGGUACCAUAAGACCUCAAAUACAAAACUCAACUUUCAAAAGACCCUUGUCCUUACAUAUGUGUGUUCUGUUUCAAUCUUUGGCAGGAAUUGGAUUCAAGAGUGUGUUUCUGAUUACUUCUCAGCCUUAUAUUUUCAGCAACGGGUAUCAGAUUAGAUUCAACGAGGCACCUUGCAGCCACUGCAGCCUUGGUUACAUUGUUCCCGAGUGGGUUGACCAACAUCCUUCUCUUGUCGACAUACAAAGGAUCUACGGUUCAGGUUCUUCUCUUCCGACCACAACCAUCAUCUUACCACUAAAGAGUGACAAAGUAGACCCGGUGAAAGAACAGCUCUCUAAUGUUCACCCUGAGGUUCUCUUGUUCCUUUCCAAGAUCAAGAACCUAUCUAUCAGAGAACACUGCCAAGAUCCUAACCUCAGCACAGUGAACUCCAUCGGUAUCAUAACCGAGACGGAUUUCAUGACGAGGAAGAGCAUUGACGCUGAGUCUUACACAAUCCAUCUCUCUGCUAGUGAAACAGACACAGAGAAGCAAUGCAGUUACUACAUGUGGAGACAAAAGUUCCCAGUGAAAAACGAGAACCGUGUUGAAAGAAGAACCGAAGUCCAAGAUUGGGUGAUAACUUUAGCCUUUCCAUUAGGAGAGCGUCUUAGCCGUGGAAACACCUCUCCUGGCAUCUAUGCCUUUCUUCCUACGGAGAUGAUAACAAACUUCCCAUUCAUCAUCCAAGCAGAUUUCAUCCUUGCGUCAUCAAGAGAAAUUAUACUACUUGAUGAUAUAUGGAACCAAGGGAUUCUCAGCUGUGUUCCGUUAGCUUUUGUGAACGCAUUCACCACCUUGGUGAAAAAGACCGAUGCUCCUAUCUCUAGCUUGCUGUCUACUUUUAGGUUCUUGCCUGUAACACAAUCUAGCUACGCUAAGCUAAACAUUGUUAGAGAUUCCAUCAGGGAGAGAAUCUGCGCUGAGGAGAUUGUGCCGAGCGUGUCACAUUUAGGACAGAAGUUCUUUCACAAACCAUGUGAAGUUGGUCGGCUCAUCCCUGCUUUUUCGGACAUCUUGGAGAAAGCGAGGAGAGAAGGCGCAGGGUUAAAGAACAUAUCAUCACAUGGAGUCUACAUUUUGGAUUCUUCUUUUGACAAAAAAGAGAAUGACUCCGUUCUAGACUUCUUGUCUUUGAGAGAAGUCAGCAACGAAUGGUACUCAAAAUGCAUUCAAGGGUGUGAUCUCGUGACAAGUGUGUCAGAAAGCACCUACGUGGAGAUCCUUCUCUUCGUAGCUCAGAACUGGGAGCCAAGAUUCAAGAACACAAACAUGGUUAAGGUUCCUCUUAUCAAGUACCACGUUCAGAAGGGAGCGAGUCUUCUUAGCAGCUUGGAAGAUCUCAGUCCUCGGACGUUAUGUCUCGUUGCAGAGAAGAAUCACUCGUGGUUACUCGAUUGGAACGGUGAGUUUAGAUGCAUGUCUGAUUAUGUUUUUCUGCCACAAGCAACAAAGAAAGCGUUGAAUGCAUCACGCUCUACUAAUAUGGAAGUAAUACGUAACUGGCUUGGAGAGAAGAUUACUUUGAUGGAUCUUAGUGUCUCUCUAUACGCACAAUGUCUCUUGCGUAGUCUUAAGAAAGACAACAGGCUUGUGGUGGCAUACGCACACUUUCUGCAUCACUCAAUCACCAAGGGGUUUCUAUCAGAUGAGGAGGCUAAGAAAUGUUGCGAAGAGAUGCCGCUUGUGGACAACUAUGGGAAUGUUAAGACGAGUACCUUCGGUGUUCUUGUUCCUGCUAGUGCAGGUAAAUGGGUUAGCUUAAUAACCGGGUCGAAUCCUUGGAGGCAGGACGGUUAUAUAGAGCUUUGGGAAGAGUAUAUGACGUCUGGUAUGUUCGCCGGUGUUCGGUCUAAACAGAGAGAGCUUCUUGGGUUCUUGAAAGAAUAUGCUAAAGCUGGAGAUGUACCUGAAGUAGCACCACCGAAUGCUGCUCUACCUGCCUUGUCUGGAGCUCUUCAGAAACAGAAUGUUUUUCUUCUUUUGGAGUGGAUUAAUAGUCAUAGAAACUCUCUUCCUCCAAAGUUUAUUGAUUCAGUUAAAGGAGGAAGCUGGCUGAGAACUAAGAUGAAUGGAAGCUAUGAUUAUCGCCCGCCUUGUCAGUCUUUUUACCAUACUGCAUCAUGGGGAGGCGUUCUGAAGAAGGGAUCAGUUCUUGUGGAUGUUCCACUUGUUGAUAGGAGCUUCUACGGUAAGAAGAUUGAGAGCUACACAGAGGAGCUGAAAACUGCUGGUGUUAUGUUUGAGUUUAGUGAAGCAUGUGCGUUUGUUGGUGACCACCUCAUGAGUUUAGCUGGGACCUCCUCGCUGUCAAGAGAGAAUGUGUUUUCUAUUCUUAAGUUCAUCAGAAACUUGAGAGAGAAGCUCCUCUCACCUGAUGAUUUCGUCACAUCCAUCAAAGGCCGCCCUUGGCUGAAGACAAGUUCAGGUGACAGAUCUCCAGAGGGAGCUGUUCUGUUCAGUGAAGAGUGGAAAGCUGCCUCUCUGAUAAGUGAGAUUCCGUUUGUUGAUGGAGACGUCUACGGUGAAUCUGAGAUCAGUGGGUUCAAGGAAGAGCUGAAGCUGCUAGGGGUUGUGGUUGAGUUUCCUAACAAUCACGGUCUCAUAGUCUCUCAUUUGAAGCCUGAAAAGCUGAACUAUCUUACAGCAGAUGCAAUGAUCUUACUACUUGAGUGCAUACGUAACCUGACUUCUCAGCAUCUGGUUGAUUCCUUAAGAAGCUCUCAGUGCCUGAAGACAAAAGGAGGCUACAAGUCACCUGCUGAAUGUUUCAUAUCUGAUCCUGACCAGACUUUCUUUCUGACAGUCUUUGAUGAUGUCUUCCCUUUAGUCGAUGAUAGUUUCUAUGGAAGCAGAAUCAGUUCCUACAAAAAGGAGCUAGAGCAGAUUGGUGUUGUGGUUCAGGUUGAAGAAGCUGUGAAAGCGUUUGUGAGAACAUUCAAGCAGAAAGCUACCUCAACUUCUCUAACACGAGAGAACGCUUUGUCACUUCUGUCUUUCUACAAGAAAAUGAUGGGAAGUGAUCACAAGUUUCCUGAAGAAGUUAUGAAAAGCUACACAGAGUUACAAUGGCUGCAAACAACACUCGGCGACUUCCGCGCACCAAAGGAGUGCAUUCUCUUUUGUUCAGAGUGGGAGCCUCUCCGUCUUAUAGCCAAUCUCCCCUUUAUAGAUGAUACCACAAAGUGGUACGGCAAGAGUAUACACAGCUACAAGAAAGAGCUAAGGAGCUUAGGAGUCACUGUUGAGCUGAAACAAGGCGUGAACCAUUUGGUUAGCUCUUUAAGUCUCCCUGAUGAGUCUAGUAGCAUCACUCCUUCAAGUGUUCUGUCUCUUCUUGAGUGCGUCACGUUCUUGAUUGAGGAUGGUAGAAAACUCACUCAGGAGUUUCUAGACAAGGUCUCUGUCAGAUGGUUGAAGACACAAGCUGGUUACAACAGUCCUAAAGAGUGUCUUUGGUUUGAUAAAAGCUGGGAACUAGAGCCUUGUGAUGGUCCCUUCAUCGAUGAAAAGUAUUAUGGCUCUAAGCUUAAGUCUUUCAAGAGAGAGCUUAUUGAGGUUGGAGUUGUUGACGAUCCAGACAAAGCUAGCCAGUUGCUUGCUACACACGUUUAUACUCAUUCUGAUUCUGAUGCAGUUUCCCGGAUAUAUAGAUUUCUCAGUAAAACUGAAUGGAAACAAGAGAAAGACUCGUCGUCUUCUUCAGGCAGGAUUUGGAUUCCGAGAGAUGAGAAAUGGGCAGAUGUUUCUAGCUGCGUGGUCAGUGAUAAAGACAAGCUCUUUGGAUCACACCUAAACGUUCUUGAAAACCAUUACAAGAGUUAUGACCUUCUUGUCUUCUUCUCAUCUGCAUUUAACGUGAGAAUAACGCCAUCUGUUGAAGAUUACUGUGCUUUGUGGAAAGACUGGGAGAGAACAAAGGAAAGAUUGUCAAACCACGAGUGCUGUGCGUUCUGGAGCUUCCUUGUGCGACACGGUAUAUCUGAGGACUUACUCUCUGAAUCCUUCUCUCGUUUGCCAGUUAAGACAACAGAUAGCAGCAAUGAUGAAGAAGGAAUCUUGUUGUCUAGCAAAAGCGACGUGUUCAUAGCUGAUGACUUGCUCUUGAAGGAUCUUUUCAUUGACUCCCCUGUUUUUGUAUGGUACCCAACUCCAAGCAACCCUAGAUUGUCACAAACUAAGCUUAUGGAGCUUUACAGGAAAAUAGGAGUCAAAGACAUCUCUAAAUGCGUGGAGACUGCAGAAGCUAAGUUAACCGACCGAACCAAAGUCAAGAAGCAAGAGAAGAGUCUGAUCGGACCAGGGCUAGUGAGGCUGGUUCUAGGGUUUCUAUCUGAUCCAUCUCUUGAGAUAGAAGCUGAGGAACGUUCAAGAAUCAUAGAAAGUCUUGUUAGCCUCAGUGUUCUCCAAACUCCGGAGACGAUCUCAACGGAUUACACGCUGACACUACCGUCAAAGGGAGAGAAGCUGGUGGCAAAAGCUAAGAAGGUGAUGAGGUGGGAGAGAGAGGAAGGAGUUGUGUAUGCAGAGAAGAUGAAGAAAAGUUGCGGGAAAAGAAAGGUUUUGGAGCACGCCACGUGUUUCGCUGAGGUGAUUGCUAAGGGAGUGAUGAGUGGUAGAGAAGAUCUUAUUGAAAGGCUAUCAGAGCUAGUGAAGAUGGCUUACUUGGUUGAGUUUGACGAAGAGGCGUUAGAGUUUCUUAUGAAGUCCAAGAACCUUGAGGUCUAUGAAGAAGAUGAGAAGCUAAUCUCAGAUGCCUUCUCCCUCAAGUAAAACUAUUGUCAGAUGCUUUCUUGUUUGGUCCAAACUCCAAACAGUCAUUUUAAGAGCUUUUU